UCUAUUCCAGCAGUGUUUCUAUAUAAUAAGAGCUGAGAGCCACACAUUUCAUACAAUAAACCUAAGGGAGCUCCAACCAUGAGACUUGUAAUCCUGGUGCUGAUUCUCUGUGCGACUCUGUACUGCACUGACGGGCUACCAACCAAUUUCGCCCACUGCUGCACUGAAGUUGCCAGACGGAUCCCCCAAAACUUGCUUCCCCGUGUGACUGGGGUGCAAAUUCAGAAAAGCGAUGGAAUCUGUAACAUUCGGGCAGUUGUGCUCCAAGUUAACAAUAAAAAGAUCUGUAUGGAUCCCAAGAACAGAAGUCUACAAAAAUGGAUGAAGAAACGACAUCCCAAAAAAAAUGUUGUGAGAGCUUCACAUUAUCCCAGCGUCUGACUAAUAUCCCAACUAUAAAGUGUUAUUCAGUAGCUACAGUCAUAUAAUAUUUGUUCGCGGAUUAUCAAACAGGCAAUCAAAUAGCGUAAAAUCUUUUACUUUGCCUUUGCUUUGUGUCUUGUAUCUGAGGAGAGUAGAAGACAAUGAUGAUGAUGUAGAAAGAUCUCACUGGCACAAGCUCAUGGUGUUACUUUAUUUCCUAAUGGGAUGACAGUUGCGACAGACGUAGAAACCCACAGCAGCCUGUCACCUGGUAACAGGUACUCUUCUGCUGAUUGGUCGCUAUGGGUUAUUUGCACCUUUAAUACUUUACUCUAGUUACGUGGGGCUUCAGGUUUCACCAUAAAGUUUCACAUAGUUGAAGACAAUCAGGCACCUGAAAGCAACUUGCAGUUGGGUCUUUAUUGCUGAUUGAAAGUAUAUUUACUAAUGCAAUGCUUAUAUGUGAUUAAGUGCAAUUAAAGGGACAAACCCUCA
Messenger RNA from Xenopus laevis (African clawed frog), 858 nucleotides. Its product is annotated as C-C motif chemokine 28-like. The record is from RefSeq and is a predicted model, not a curated record. The coding region runs from base 79 to 381 and encodes 100 amino acids. The transcript has 3 exons. Lineage: Eukaryota; Metazoa; Chordata; Amphibia; Anura; Pipidae.